AUGCACGUUCGAAAGCGUCUACUAUUUCUGACAGCGUUGAUCGCAAUUCUCGUUUUGCCCUCUCUGCAAUUUCAAGACGAAGUGCAAAUAGACCAUUAUCAACAAGAUGAUUCAACAGGCGCGCAGAGCAGGGAUACUGAUUCAAAGGGCAACGAAGAAAGAGUUGACAGCAUAUUAAAGCGGGUUCAAAGUAGUUUUAGGAGGGCUCGUAAAGCCUUUCAAGUAAAAAAAAGGGCCUCUAAGAAAGUGUCUAUGGAAGCAGCUGAGCCACUAGAUACACCAGGAUCAGCUUCGCAAAAACUAUCAGAUUUAAAAAGUCGAACAGGUCAAGAAUAUCCACCACUUCAACCAAAUUUACAAAAAAAAGAAGCUCUACAGGCUCAAACAAGAGAUGAAGAAAGUAAAACAAUUGAAGAAAUUCUGGUGUAUCAACAAAAUAUAUUGGUUUUAGAGCAGCUAUUACUUAAACAAGAUAAAAAAAAGUGCUCACUCGAUUAG
Molecule: messenger RNA, 498 nt
Organism: Mitosporidium daphniae
Lineage: Eukaryota; Fungi; Microsporidia
Exons: 1
Coding region: 1-498 (165 amino acids)
Source: RefSeq, a predicted model, not a curated record